Messenger RNA from Quercus robur (English oak), 729 nucleotides. RefSeq lists its product as uncharacterized. Lineage: Eukaryota; Viridiplantae; Streptophyta; Magnoliopsida; Fagales; Fagaceae. The transcript is spliced from 3 exons. The coding region runs from base 92 to 568 and encodes 158 amino acids. The record is from RefSeq and is a predicted model, not a curated record. Gene Ontology annotation, molecular function: fatty acyl-CoA hydrolase activity.
UGUUUUUUCUGGCGAAAAGUCGGAGAGAGAGAAUGAAUAGGCAGACUCGCUAGCUACAGUUGGAAACCUGAAAGAAGAGUCAGAAAAAUAAAUGGAGAAGGCUAGAGAGUUUCUGGAACUGAGUUCGGAAGAAACGGAGAGCGUGUCGCGACUCAUAAUCCACCCUCACCGAGUCGACCACGAACCGAGUUUCUACGACGACUUUGCCCUCCGAGGAAUCCGAGUCGACCGGGUCGAACCCGGCUUAGUGUCCUGUACUUUCAAAGUCCCUCGUCGCCUCACCGAUAGGACUGGGAAGUUGGCUUCAGGUGCAAUUGCAAACCUUGUUGAUGAAGUUGGUGGUGCCGUUGUCCAUGUCGAGGGUCUCCCCAUGAAUGUUUCAGUGGACAUGUCAAUCUCGUUUCUUUCAACCGCGAAGCUUGAUGAUGAGUUAGAGCUUACCUCAAGGGUUUUAGGACGAAAAGGUGGUUACUCUGGAACAGUCGUGCUUAUAAGGAACAAAGCAACAGGGGAGCUUAUUGCUGAAGGCCGGCAUUCAUUGUUUGGUAAACAUGCCAGCAAACUCUAAUCUCUGGAUCUGUUUCACAGUAGUGUUAUGAAAGUUGAUAGAUGUGCAUGUUCUAAAUUCCAUUAGACACUUGUUUUAUUGUUGUAGUUGACUAAUGUAUCUUCAGUUUUCAAUUGAAAGACGAAUAACUAUUCUGAUAGUUGAAGGAUUUAUUUUAUCUA